AUGAACGCCUUCAACGACUUGCCCGAUCUCUCCUUCCUUAGUGAGCCGCAAUAUCCCGAGUUCGAUGAUCACACGGAUACAAUAUCUAAUUUCACCCAAAUAUGGAAACAAGAGCCUUCGGAGGUCGAUUUUGAACAGAGACUUGCUCAAAUUCAUCUUGAGUUCUUUGGAGUCGCACCGCUCACCCAUCUCCCUGCACCUUCCGCCGUUGAUUUUGAAGAACUCUUCGAGUCCUCGGAACUCCCGGGCUCCGCUUCGUCCCCGAUUGAAGUUAAUAAUGCAGUACUAAACGUUUCUGAUAACGCGUCAUACCCCGGUUCUCACGAGUCUAUUGCCCGGUUAGUGGAGGCGUCUACUACAAGGUACACCCUUGUUUUCUUCCUGCCUAUCGACCGUUCCCUGAUCAACGCUCUUCUACUCGUUAGAAAUGCUCAGGUUUCUGCCGCUGUCACCCAGCCUAUUGCGGUGAAGAAUCCCUCAACACUUCAAACUCCAAGCUUUUCCUGGCCGUUCGAGACUCCUGGGUUCGGCAACGUUCUCAAUUUCGGAUCGCCCUCUGCACCUCAGGAUGAGCAAUGGUUCAAUACAACAAGCGAUCAGUACGCCAAUGUCGAGAAUUUCUGGAACAGUCUUGGGUGCCCUUCUUUCCAGUAUCAAUAUCAGCCUGACCAAGGUUCGGAAAACCUACAAGAUUUCUUUUAUCCGGAGGUCGCGCAACCAUUCCCUCAUCCGCUACCUAAUCCUCCCACCGAGAAUCCUUCCACCGAGAACCCCCACGAACAAGUCGACACCUAUGAUGCCGCUGCCUUCUCAUACUGUGUUAGCGAUGGCGGGAUACCGCCUUGCGAUGAUAGCUUCCCGCUCUUCAAUAACUUCGAUUUCACCUCCCAAAAUCAACAACAGCACAUACCCGUCGACCCUCAUCCCCGACCAAUGAUAUUUGGUUGGCCAGGUCCCGAUAUUGACCUUCCGCCAGAUAGCAUUCCGGGUCUCAGCACAUCAGCUCGUUUAGCACUGACAUCUAGAGGUUGCAAACGAAAGCGUUCGCCAUCCUCCUGCGACGAAACGGAUUACACUCGCUCUCCGUCUUCGUCUGCUUCAUCGCAUGGCAAUAACACUUGUCUCUGGAUGAUCUCAGAUUCUACCUCGGGAACAUGGGUCACCUGUGGGGAGACCCUCAGCGAAAAGGGACUGUCAACGCACCUAAAUACUCAUCUCAUCUCGACUCGACAUGGUGGCGACUACGAUGUGAGCAAGAGAAUGAAGUGCAAGUGGGGCAACUGCCAAGAGGAAUAUCAGGCUUCGGAAACCUAUAGGCAUGUACGAAAACAUCUGGGAUGGUCGAAAGUCCAAUGCGGGAAAUGCGGGAAGGUGCUCGCGAGGAAGGAUAGUUUGAAGAGGCAUUCUGCUCAAUGCCGUGGCAAGAAGGUUUGA
Molecule: messenger RNA, 1434 nt
Organism: Marasmius oreades (fairy-ring Marasmius)
Lineage: Eukaryota; Fungi; Basidiomycota; Agaricomycetes; Agaricales; Marasmiaceae
Exons: 4
Coding region: 1-1434 (477 amino acids)
Source: RefSeq, a predicted model, not a curated record